Messenger RNA from Oldenlandia corymbosa var. corymbosa, 1323 nucleotides. Lineage: Eukaryota; Viridiplantae; Streptophyta; Magnoliopsida; Gentianales; Rubiaceae. The record is from the annotation of a GenBank genome assembly.
AUGGCCGAAGACCGGCCGAUCGGUGCAAAAUCCAAUCAAGGCUCUAUCCCAAAAAGAUCUUUCGCUCAGAUUAUAAGAGGACUCAAACCAAAUCCCAGGCUUCUUAGUUCGUCUGUGGAAACCCUAGUUCCGACUAUGUCAACAAUAAUGUCUGAACUAGAGGUCUACAAAGGGGAGCCGUCUUUCCUCCUCUCUAAAGAAGAAGAUGACAGGUUAGCAAUUCCCUUUCGUCUGGCACUGGUUGGGAAGUUAGCCGGCAUAAUUGGGAAACCAUUAAAAAUUGAUGUUCCCACUUUGAACAUGUCAAGACCUUCGGUUGCAAGAGUGUGCGUGGAAGUGGAUCUUUUGAAAGACUUGCCGAAACAAAUUCGUCUCGGAGUUGAAGGAAAUACAUACUUCCAGGCUGUUACGUAUGAGAAUCUUCCCGAGUAUUGCACGGAAUGCAGUAAAAUUGGACACUCGGUAAAGAACUGUAAGCACACAAAAGAAUGGAAAAGUGAGGUUGGUGAUACCACUGAAGCUGGGAAUAAAAAACAGACAGCAAAUGUGAAUAAUUUGGUUGUAAAAAUAGCGACUGAGAAGCUUCGAAUCAUUCCAAAGGAAGCACAAAAGCAGACGAAACAUGUGUGGAAACCUAAGUCCUCGGUCCUUCAGGAAAACGAGAUGGAGAAAACAAAAGAUCAUCAUGGUCCAUCCACCUCUGGCUUAUCCACUGAAGAAAAACAAAAUAUCCCAGUUGAUGUAAUGGAGCGAAGUCCUUUGAUCCAAAUUCCAAAGAAAACCUUUUCGCCACAACGCGCUGUUUUUUAUCAAACAAUUGCAACUUCUUCUCGGUUUGAAGUUCUGCCUGAUUUGGACAAUCCAGUAACUGGGGACACGGAAGUAGAUGCUAAUUUACAGGAGGCCAUUGAGUCUGAUGUUGAAAGUGACGAAGGCAUGAUUACGGAGAAGGAAGGGAAAAAGGCUAAUUAUUUUCGACAUCUUCUUGACAAUGUUGAUGCCAGACUUUCAAAUUGGAAAAAUAAAUUGUUGUCUGCCGGUGGAAGGUUGCUUCUGAUUCGGCAUGUUUUAUCUGCUAUACCUAUGCAUACUUUCUCAGCAAUUGAGCCACCAAAAAUGAUCCUAGAAGCUUUGGAAAGAAGAUGCCAGAAUUUUCUUUGGGGGAUGAAGGAAGAUGUUGCGCAUAGGCAUUGGAAAGCUUGGAGAAAACUUACCUUUCUCACAGCUGAAAAUGGACUUGGAUUGCAAAAAUUUCAAGAUAAUGUUGAUGCUUCUCGCUUAAGCUCUGGUGGAAAUGGAAGUGUAACAAAGGCAUUUGGGUGA